Cygnus olor (mute swan) is the source of this 4250-nucleotide messenger RNA. It is a transcript of the gene GIN1, whose product is annotated as gypsy retrotransposon integrase 1. The coding region runs from base 109 to 1731 and encodes 540 amino acids. Lineage: Eukaryota; Metazoa; Chordata; Aves; Anseriformes; Anatidae. Gene Ontology annotation, biological process: DNA integration. The transcript is spliced from 9 exons. The record is from RefSeq and is a predicted model, not a curated record. Gene Ontology annotation, molecular function: nucleic acid binding.
UGCCACUGUGAUGACGUCAGCCAGACACUGUUUAACUGGUAUCACUUGCUCAUUACUGGUUUGCGCUGUUGCUCCAAGAGACCCACAACAGGCUACUGCUUCCCUGAGAUGACAGAACAAUUUUUUAACCUCGGCUGCAGCAGGUUAGCGAUGGUACGCAGUGGAAAAAACGGUGGCCUCCACCUUAAGCAGAUUGCAUACUACAAAAGAACGGGGGAAUAUCAUCCCACCACGUUAUCAAGUGAAAGAAGUGGAAUCAGGAGAGCAGCCAAAAAAUUUGUUUUCAAAGAAAAUAAAUUGUUCUAUGUCGGAAAAGACAGAAAACAAAUGCGCCUGGUAAUUGUUUCAGAUGAAGAGAAGAAAAAGGUUCUUGCGAAAUGCCAUGAAAAUGCUGCAGGCACUCAUCACGGUAUAUCAAGGACACUGACUUUAGUGGAAUCUAAUUACUACUGGACCUCUGUAACAAAUGAUGUCAAACAGUGGGUAUAUGCAUGCCAGCAUUGCCAAGUGGCAAAGAAUACGACGACCACCACCCCCAAACCACACCCUAUCAAAGCAGAGGACCCCUGGACAGCAGUCACUGUAGCCCUAGUGGGACCUUUUAAUGUUACCAGCAGAAGCCACAAGUAUAUCAUAAUCAUGAUAGAUUUGUUCACAAAAUGGGCUGUUAUUUUGCCUCUGCAUGACACUUCAGCAGCUGAAAUUGCUAAGGCAAUCAUGAGUGUAUUUUUCUUAUAUGGACCACCUCAAAAAAUGCCUAUUGAUCAAGGGAAGGAGCUUGCUUAUCAGAUAAACAAAGAACUAUUUGCACUGUUUGGAAUGAAACAAAUAGUAUUGUCUUAUCCUCAGACUGAUGAAGUAAAUGAAAGAACAUGCAAGACAAUCAAAGCUUUCCUUAACAAAUACUGCACAGACCAUCCAAAUGAUUGGGAUGAACAUUUGUCUGCUAUUGCCUAUGCUUUCAAUUUGACUAAUUUGGAGCCAGAUCAAACCACUCCCUAUUUCCAAAUGUUUAAUCGUAACCCGUAUGUUGUUGAUCCAAUGAAUGUAUGUAUGGAAGAAGAUAAUAUGUUUGCCAAAAUAUUUGAAGCAACCAAAAGAGCCAGUCAAGCACUGGAAGAAGAGAAAACCUCAGAUUGUCAGGUGGAGAAAACCUCUUCAGAUGAACAGAAAAACAGAAACAAAAUCACUGUCAAAAAGAAGCCAAAGCAAUUAAAUACCCUUCAACUUAAAGUUGGUCAUGAAGUCCUCAGACAAAGAAAAAACUGGUGGAAAGAUGGUCGUUUCCAGUCAGAGUGGGUCGGUCCUUGUAUUAUAGAUUAUAUCACAGAUAAUGGUUCUGCAAUAUUAAGAGAUGCUACAGGAUCCAGGUUGAAAAGACCCAUCAAGAUGUCUCACCUCAAGCCAUACAUAAGAGGGUCCAAUGAAAAAGACAACCACUACUUCUUACGAGGUGCAGUAGUUGUUGACCAUGAUUAUAUUGGCGUAUCUGAAAGACCAUAUAAUCCAAGCCAGCAAGACCCUAUUGCUGAAGGGGAAAUAAAUGCCUAUGCGAGAGGAGUCAUGUCUGCUGCACAAAUGCCACCUUCAGCCUGCAAAGACCAAGAUUCAACAGAUGGUAAACAUCAGUCUGAGGCGACAGAAGAUCAUUGCAUUGAACCAAACAAUGCAAAGCCAGAGCAAUGGCCUUCACCUUGCUGGACACUUCAGACCAAGAUAGAAGACACUUAAGCAAGCGGUCUCCUGUCAUAUUUCAUUGGCAGUUUGGAGCACCUGUGGCAGACUGAACAGUUCCAAAUUCCUCAGCCAAAUCCACUUUACUCUAUGAGUUUAAGAAUACUGCAGGUAUUCAGUGGUUAAUUUACAUGGGCAUUAAGAAGCAAUUGCUCUGUUAACAAAAUAUGGGCACAACCUAGUAAAAGCACAUGUUCUACUACUGUCUGAAUUUAAGAACACUGCAAGUGACCAGUGGUUAAUUUAUGUGGGCAUUGAGAAGUAAUCACUUGAUUACCAGAAGUACUGUCACAACCUAGUAAAAGCGUAAGUUUUCAUCAUGAAUUUGCAUUCCAAUUUUUGCUGGUAAAAUGGCAAUAUGGCCCAACCCUACUGUUACCCUCUCAGGACACAGCACAUCAUUUCACAGUAACAAUGUUUUCAUUAAUCCUUACAUGACUCAUUGCUAACAUGCAGACCUAUUGUGGGAUAAAUACAACCUAAGCAACUUAACAUAAAUUUUUCUCCAAUGUACAAAUGUAAAGAAGCUUAUGUUGUCCUCUUCCUGUUACAGAACUUUCUCAUUCUUCCUGAGAAGCUGCAGUUUUUAAUUUUUAGUCUAACCCACCACUCUAAGAUCUCACAAAACAGUAAAGCUGCCAAAAUCAAAUACAGCGAGUAUUUUGCAUAUGAAACAGUGAGGCCUUUAGCUGCUCUUGCUCAUCAAAGCUCUGCUAAGGAGAGCAAUUUCAGUUCCUUACACGUGGCAGAAUCUUAACAGUAGUCAGCAUUCAUUUGUGCUUUCCUCACAAACAUCUGGUUUCCCUGACUUCUUUCCAGAUCUAGCGUAGGUUUGGAGAUUUCCACUGAUAGUUCUCUAGGAAAGGUGAGGACCAGUGUUGCUUAUUCUCUGAAUUCCUUGAGUAAGUUGUUACAGGCUAGGACUUCCUGCAAAGAAGACUCUAUUUCAUGGUAAGAUGAAAAUAUAUCUACUGCUCAAGUUACAUGAACAGAAACUUUCACAUGGAAAACUGAUGAAUGUAAGCUGGUUCUAUUUAUAGAGGAGUGACAGGAAGAGGAAGAAUGCUAGUGUAGAGAGCUGAAUUUAGAAAUACAGCAACUUCUGUCAGAUGCUGAGGAGGACUUGCUUAUCUUGCUCUUUGAAUACCCGCAUUCUGUCAUCUUUGCUGCUGGAUGUCAUGCGACAUAAUACAGGUGGUUUUUAGUUAGCUUAAAUAGCUGGUUGUAUUGCUAUUGUCUUUUGACAAAACCUAGAAGAAGAAAGUAUUAUUUAUUAAUGGUUUUUCAGCUAAUCUUAGGUAAAAAGACUUUGUCCCCAAGGCUAAUUAGAUAUCUAGCUCAUGCAGAAAUUCACACCCAUUGUGCAGUAUGCCUACAGUGUCAUGGGCCUGAGCUGUGUAAAAGAACAGCUCAGCACAACGGUGGUAUUCCAGCAUCUGAUCUUAAAACCCCUCUGAAAGUGCUUAAUUCUCAGUACUUUUUCCCCCACUGAGUCUGAGAAGGCAGUUGCGGAGAGGCAGCUUGGGGACGUGGGUUGUGCAGAAUGGCGUGCAGCACGCCGGAUUUGCGGUGGGUGUGGACAGCAGCACAACCUUGUAUUUAUCUAUUAACUGCUGCUACCUGCGGGCUGUACCGCCCUCUGGGGACUGCUGUUCUUCGGAUCUCUGCUGUAGUGCAGUCAAGGUAGUAAAGUAAGUGGCCUUGGGGAAAUAUGCUUAUUGUCUUAAAAAAAAAAAAAAAAAAAAGGGCUAGGGAAUUCUGUGAAAUUACAUUGAACUUUCUUACAACAGAAAAGAAAUGGUUGCAAACAGGACAUAACUGGUAACUGUGAGCAUCGGCCUUACUUGGAUUUUAUUUUCCCCCAGUAGUGAGCGCUGUGGUCACACAGUAUUUUUUCUCUGGAACAGCAAUUUAAAAAGAACAGCCAGUUCAGGUGCUGUGCUCAGGUUCAUGGGUACCAGUGAUUCAAGUCCUGAACUUCCCCAAGCAGCCAGAACGGUGGCUACCAGAUCCUUUAACAGAGACCUAGGUUAUUUAAACCAAUCCCUCCUCCUUCAUAUCUGCCUUUAUUUCUUCCACUACCCAGAGUGAUCACUACCCAGAGUGACAUCUGCUAGGAUGGCUUUAUAUUGUUAGAUGCAUUGUAUGUGUGUGAAGUGUAUAUAUAUGUAAUUGUAUAUUAUAUAUAUUUUUGCUUUACCUUCCCUGUUCCUUAUUCAUAUACAGUUCAAUGGAGCCCUUUUCUGUGGUAGGUGUGCAGGGGAGCAGGGGUAACAAGUGUUGUGUACUUGUUAUAGCUACACUGGAGAGAAAUAAAAUGCUAAACUGGCAGUGGAUAGGAAAAACAGUAACUAUGUAACAAAUUGUGUAAUGCUGAUCAUUCAGGUUUACUGGUAAUUGCAAUAUACUGUGUUAACAGGCAGCCAUUAGUAUCUCUUCGGUGCUCCUAAAAGAGGCCUUCUCUGCACGUGGGAGGUUUACUGAAAUAAAAUGCAUGAGUUUCAAGCUAGCAACUC